Messenger RNA from Galleria mellonella (greater wax moth), 1413 nucleotides. RefSeq lists its product as uncharacterized. The transcript is spliced from 3 exons. The coding region runs from base 146 to 1327 and encodes 393 amino acids. Lineage: Eukaryota; Metazoa; Arthropoda; Insecta; Lepidoptera; Pyralidae. The record is from RefSeq and is a predicted model, not a curated record.
CCAAUAAAACACUUCAGCUUUGGUUCACAAUGUAGUAGUCGUUAUAAAGAAGUAUUAUACGUACGUGUUUUAAACCUGUUACGAACAAAUUCACAUACAGUCACAAUUUUAUAUAUUAUUAAUAGUAUUAUAGUGAUCAUUAAAGAUGACAAGUGUCGAUACUGAGCAGAUUCUAAGACAGUUGCUUGACAAAAUUGCUAAAGAACUAAAUUACGAAGAAGCUAACGUCAGUGUGAAAGCUAUAACUACCGGUGGCGCAAACUAUAGUUCCGCGUUAUAUGAAGUGAAGAUUUCUGAACCUAACAAGGAAGAACGAGAUCUUUUUGCUAAAGUCGCAAUAGUGGGUGAAGUAGCUCGGUCCCAAUUUCAUCUGCCUCUGUUUGAUAUAGAACGCUUUGCGUAUAAUGAAUUAUUACAAAGCUAUGCAAAAAUACAAGACAAAAACCAAUUGUCUGAUGAAAAUCGACUAGUUUGGCCAAAAUUUUAUGGUUGCAAUCCAAACCCAUACGAAGAAACUAUAGUCCUUGAAAAUCUAGCAACAAAAGGGUACGUUACUUACGACAGACUGAAAUCAAUUGACUGGGCUUACGCUUCUAAAGCUGUUGAGUCGCUCGCUAAAUUUCAUGCCCUGUCUAUAGCUUAUGGCGAAGAAAAUCCAACAGAAUAUGCAAAACUUCUGGAGAAAAUGAAGUUUAACCCAAAUCGAGUAGAACACAUGAAUGAUGCAUACGUAAAAUUAGCAAAUAUGGCUUUGGCUGCCACAAGAGAGGAAAAUAAGGAAAAAUUAAAAAAAUACAUAGAAAAAGAAGGAGACUUGAUGAAAAUGGCAAAAUUUUAUCAGCCAAAGGGCUUGACACUGCUAAAACAUGGGGACUACAGACCAAGUAACUUGAUGCAUAAAACUAAAGAAGAUGGCACCCUUCAUGUGAUCCCUGUAGAUUUCCAAACAAUAUCAGCUGGUAGUCCCAUCAUAGACUUACUGUACUUCAUUUUCACGGGUUCGGAUGAAGAUUUUAGACGUCAGCAUUAUGAGCAACUAACCGGCCAUUACUAUCAAGAAUUAAGUCGAGCAUUACGCAAUCUGAACGUCAAUCCUGAGAAGAUUUAUCCAAAGGAGGACUACAAUAAAGAUUUAAAAGAGUUUCUACCCUUCGGUUUGGUUCUUGGUUUAUUUACGUUACCUAUAAUCACCGUUGAGGCUGAGAAUGCGCCAUCCCUUCAGGGUGACGACGGUAUCAACAGCAUGGUGGUAUCGAAAACCAGUAAUUUGUACCCUGAAAGAUUGAAUGGAAUUGUUAAUGACUAUAUUCGAUGGGGAAUACUUUGAAUAUUGGUACAUAAGUUAAAUGUUUAUAUUUAUGAAUAAAAAAGUUAUUGUUGCUUUGUUAAAUCUUAAUAUAUUUUAUAAAUUUA